CGUGUACUCAUGCACCUAUCAAGGUCUAGACAUUAAACGUGCCACCUUCAUCAUCGCUGCUGACCUGUUCAUGUGUCUUUGUUCCAGUGGAAACAAUUGACGGUGGUUUAUCAUCAAAACCGUCAUAAGAUGUUAGCUUCAGACAAUAAAACGGAGGAGUGUCACAGGAUCUGAAGACUAUCCGAGUUCGCCUAGGCCCAUCAUUCACAAGGGUUACAAAGAGCUGCAGGAGACUGCGUGUCCUUCUAAUCUCUCUGUUUCAAAAUCUCCGCCUUUCAGUUAUUUCUUGCAUCAUUGGAAGAUGACGAGGGUCGUCAAAAAGAGGCAAGCAUCGUUUCAACAUCGCCUUAAGACAUCCUCAUUAGUAUCAAUCUCAGUCCUCACGCCGCACCAUUAAUGUGAUGCCAUCUUCAACCUCGAAGGCGCCAAAAUCCGCUCGACUCUCUAAUGCCCCACAAAAUUUGAAAUACGAAGAAAUAGCCCCACCUAUUAGCGCAAAUAUUUCUCGUGAAUUUGUAGUCGCGACGCUUAAAAAGCCAAAGUCUAGUAAUGCAGCAAACAGUAAGAUUGGUGGACCUGUUCCGUUCUCCUCCUUCACCCUUUUCAAGCAUCAAGCGAUGGACUUGGAGUGGCUACUCGCUCGUGAGAAAGCAGGACAAGGUGGCUCAAUACUCGCACACGAGAUGGGUCUCGGAAAGACUGUGGUCGUCCCUAGCGUAUCUCUCCGCGAACAAUGGAUGCGUGAAAUUCGAAAAUUCGGUGAUGGACUAACAGCGAAAGUUCACGAUGGGCACAUGAGUGUAGACGCUCUCAUGGACGCAGAUGUUAUCAUCACUACGUAUCAGCGAAUAGAACGUCGAAUGAACAAAGAUCCCAAGGAUCCAGUUUUUCAAGCACGCUGGUUCCGCAUUAUUCUAGAUGAAUCGCAUAGGGUUGUGGGUUUAGGUGCUUGGUACAAGGCAUGCAUGGCUUUGCAAAAGCUUCAAGGGCUUUGUCUUACUGGUACCCCGUUUGUAAACAAGCUAUCCGAUAUCCAACCCCAGCUCAGAUUUCUCGACAUCACAAAUGAGCGAGGUCCGGUUGCCGAAAGCACCGCUUUCGCAGUGCGCGGCAAACGUGGAUACUUCUCCAAGGUUUCCGCACACGCAGUCGCGGAUCUUCUUGCGCAUUGUGCGCGAUAUAGGAGAAAGGUGGAUGUUAUUCAACUUCCGAAUCUAGAAAUCAAGAUUGUUCAUGUGUGGCAAACACAAGGGGAGAAGAUGAUACACGACUGGGCUCGUUCCAGCAUCAAAGAUUUCGAUAUGGCGUGGCUGGAAGCCAGGCAAGCAUGCGAUCAUCCAUUGCUACUCAUGGGCGUCUUAGGACAAUUAAUUGAGGAGCAAGGCCUGGGUGCUGAUAUAACUUCAGAUGCAGUAGACAUGUACGGACAUGGUCGGGGCCCCGAUCCGGAAGUUCUCCCAUUAAGCCUUCAGCCAUUCGCUCGGCUGUUUGGACAUGCGUACUUCUCAAGUAAAAUCCGCGCGGUAAUGGAUAUCAUCACAGGGGUGCCAGAAGGCGAGAAGGCGUUGGUUUUCUGCUGCUUUAGGGACACGAUGGAUCUGCUGGAGAUCCGGAUGAAGAAGAUGAAGAUAGGGGUGGACCAAUAUCACGGCGAACUCUCGACCAAACAACGCAUGCAAGUCCUCGACUCUUUCGCGAACGAUUCCCGUAUGAAAGUUCUCCUGAUGUCCAUUGAUGCUGGUGGUGUCGGACUCAACAUUACUGUCGCAAACCAUGUUAUUCUCGUCAACCCGUGGUGGAGCGGUUGCAAAGAGGUACAGGCCAUUUCUCGAUGCCACCGCUUUGGCCAAGACAAGACGGUUUUUGUGUAAAAAGUCAUCACACAGGGCUCUGUAGAAACCGAUGUUAUAAAGUGUCAGGAGGAGAAAAAGGACAUCAUUGAAUAUGUGCUAGACUUGAUUGCGCUUCCCCCUAUCCUCUGGGCUCGAGGGAAUGUUUUGUAACCUUACCCGUAUAUAUGAAACUAUUGUAACAUUAUGUCUCACAAUGCGUACGCCUGCUUGGAUGCUCCUACAAA
Molecule: messenger RNA, 2077 nt
Organism: Suillus bovinus
Lineage: Eukaryota; Fungi; Basidiomycota; Agaricomycetes; Boletales; Suillaceae
Product: P-loop containing nucleoside triphosphate hydrolase protein
Exons: 13
Coding region: 402-1871 (489 amino acids)
Molecular function (GO): ATP binding; ATP-dependent chromatin remodeler activity
Source: RefSeq, a predicted model, not a curated record